Lachancea mirantina is the source of this 1257-nucleotide messenger RNA. NCBI's taxonomy places the organism in Eukaryota, Fungi, Ascomycota, Saccharomycetes, Saccharomycetales, Saccharomycetaceae. The record is from the annotation of a GenBank genome assembly.
AUGUCUAAAGGUAAAGUUUGUCUGGCUUACUCCGGGGGAUUGGACACCUCGGUUAUCCUUGCGUGGCUCCUAGACCAGGGCUAUGAGGUGGUCGCUUUCCUUGCCAACGUGGGCCAGGAAGAAGACUUCGAGGCCGCUGAAAAGAAGGCGCUCGCGAUCGGUGCGACCAAGUUUGUGUGUGUCGACUGCAGAGACGAGUUUGUCCAGGACGUGCUGUUCCCAGCGGUCCAGGUCAACGCCGUCUACGAAGAUGUGUAUCUGCUCGGUACCUCACUUGCCAGACCCGUGAUUGCAAAGGCGCAGAUCGACGUCGCAGAGCAAGAGGGCUGUUUCGCGGUCGCACACGGCUGCACUGGCAAAGGUAACGACCAGAUCCGUUUCGAGCUUGGUUUCUACGCACUCAAGCCGGACGUCCAGGUCAUUGCGCCUUGGAGGGACCCCACUUUCUUCGAGCGGUUCGCAGGCAGAAAGGACUUGCUCGACUACGCUGCCCAGAAAGGCAUCCCCGUCGCGCAGACGAAGGCCAAGCCUUGGUCUACAGACGAAAAUCAGGCGCACAUUUCGUACGAGGCCGGCAUUCUUGAGGACCCUGACACCACGCCUCCUAAGGACAUGUGGAAGCUCAUCACGGACCCAGAAGACGCACCCGACAAGCCAGAGGACUUGACGAUAGUAUUCCAGAAGGGUGUCCCAAUCAAGCUGUCCUACACCGAAAACGGCGCCUCUAAGACCGCCACUGAGCCUACCGACAUUUUCCUCACCGCGGGCAAGCUCGCCAGAAGAAACGGUGUGGGCAGAAUCGACAUUGUCGAGAACCGGUACAUCAACCUAAAGUCCAGAGGAUGCUACGAACAAGCCCCACUCACGUUACUCAGGAAGGCACAUGUCGACCUUGAGGGUUUAACGCUCGACAAAGAGGUUCGCCAUAUCAGAGACCAAUUUGUGACGCCUACUUACUCCAGACUCAUGUACAACGGCUCAUUCUUCACUCCAGAAUUCGAGUACGUCAAGGGCAUGAUCGCGCCUUCCCAAAAGACUGUCAACGGUCAAGUCAGGAUGAGACUCUACAAGGGAAAUGUCAUCGUGCUGGGAAGAUCGUCCGAAACGGAGAACCUCUACGAUGCUACGGAGUCCUCCAUGGACGAAUUGACCGGUUUCUCGCCUAUCGACACAACCGGAUUCAUCGCCAUCCAAGCCAUCAGAGUCAAGAAAUACGGAGAAUCCAAGAAGGCCAGAGGCGAAAAGCUAAGGCUCUGA